UCUCCUCAGAGCAGCAAGAGUCCUUAUCAAGACAAGAGCAGCAGAAGCAAGACAAAAAUAUUUCUCCAUCAAAAGGAAGAUGAAGCUAACAGAGAAACCCCUCUACUGGUUGAUGCUCGUCAUCCCUCUGUGCUGCCUCUUGGACUCCAUGAAUGGGAGGAAAGUGGACAACGACACAGUUGGGAGCCAAGCGAGGACCAGACGGCUUUUUGCGAGACAAAAGAUUUCACCGCCUGCGGAGGGUGUCAGUCCAAAACGCAAGACGGAGGUCGCGACCCCCGUUCGCCGCUGCAGCCUCCAGCGUGAGAUCUGCUCCUCCUCUGUGCCGUGCUGCAACCCCUGCUCGGCCUGCCGUUGUCGCUUCUUCAACACCGUCUGCCACUGCUGGAAGAUGAAUCCUCCAUGCCUGAGGAAGCGUAAAACCCUGCGGAUGCGUAUUGGAGCGUAGGAAGCCCUGGAGCCGUAUGCUGUACGGCGAUGUACAGUACAUAUUCUAUACUGUACAUUCUGUGCACUGACUUUGUCUUUACUUCUCUUGUCUACACUUUUUAGUCCCAAAAGUAUAAUCAGAAAGAAAACUGACUCAAUAAUGUUUAGCUGUAAUAUGCAAUACGUAUGAAUAUGUGAUGUGAAAAAAUCAUACAUCAUUUCAGUGGUAAAUCCGAGUCGCACACAAUUUAAAUCACGUUUUAUUAUAGGAAAUAUUGCAAAUCCAAUUAAUAACAAAAUAAUAAUAAAAAAAAUAAAAUAAUAAUAAUAGUAAGAAUAAUACUUAUUAUUAUUAUUUUUAUAAUAGAAGUAGGGAUGUGAAUCUUACUACAACACAAUUUGAUUUGAUUCUGAUUAUUGUGGGGAUGAUUCCAUUCAUAAUCGACUCUCGAUUUUAACCGAUUCUGGCAAUAUAUUAUUUGGUAUAAAAAUGAUAAAAUAUUUUCAAAACAGGUUAUUACAAAAGCUACUCUUGGCUACUUGCCUAUGACGUAUACGCGUAGCGAGUAAGCCGGAGAUGGGCGGGAAAAAAAAUGACAUAUGUACAAACUCCGUUUCCAUAUGAGUUGGGAAAUUGUGUUAGAUGUAAAUAUAAACGAAAUACAAUGAUUUGCAAAUCCCUUUCAAACCAUAUAAGUUGAAUGCACUACAAAGACAAGAUAUUUGAUGUUCAAACUCAUAACCUUUAUUUUUUUUUUGCAAAUAAUAAUUAACUUGGAAUUUCUUGGCUGCUACACGUGCCAAAGUAGUUGGGAAAGGGCAUGUUCAUCAUUGGGUUACAUCACCUUUUCUUUUAACAACACUCAAUAAACGUUUUGGGAACCGAGGACACUUAUUGUUGAAGCUUUGAAAGUGGAAUUCUUUCUCAUUCUUGUUUUAUGUAGAGCUUUAAUCGUUCAACAGUCCUGGGUCUCCGUUGUCGUAUUUUACGCUUCAUAAUGCGCCACACUUAUUCAAUGAAAGACAGGUCUGGACUGCAGGCGGGUCAGGAAAGUACCCGCGCUCUUUUACUGCGGAACCACGCUGUUGUAACACGUGGCUUGGCAUUGUCUUGCUGAAAUAAGCAGGGGCGUCCAUGAUAACGUUGCUUGGAUGACAACAUAUGUUGCUCCAAAACCUGUAUGGACCUUUCAGCAUUAAUGGUGCCUUCACAGAUGUGUAAGUUACCCAUGCCUUGGGCACUAAUACACCCCCAUACCAUCACAGAUGCUAGCUUUUGAACUUUGCGGCUAUAACAAUCCGGAUGGUUAUUUUCCUCUUUGUUCCGGAGGACACCACGUCCACAGUUUCCAAGUAUAAUUUGAAAUGUGGACUCGUCAGACCACAGAAUCUUUUUCCAUUUUGCAUCAGUUCAUCUUAGAUGUGCUCGGGCCCAGUGAAGCCAGCGGCGUUCUUUGGUUUUGUUGAUUAAUGGGUGUUGCUUUGCAUAGCAGCGUUUUAACUUGCACUUACAGAUGUAGCGACCAACUGUAGUUACUGACAGUGGUUUUAUGAAGUGUUCCUGAGCCCAUGUGGUGAUAUCCUUUACACACUGAUGUUGGUUUUUGAUGCAGUACCGCCUGAGGGAUCAAAGGUCCGUAAUAUCAUCGCUUACGUGCAGUGAUUUCUCCAGAUUCUCUGAACCUUUUGAUGAUUUUACGGCCCGUAGAUGGUAAAAUCCCUAAAUUCCUUGCAAUAGCUCCUUGAGAAAUGUUGUUCUAAAACUGUUCAACAAUUUGCUUACAAAUUGGUGACCCUCGUCCCAUCCUUAUUUGUGAAUCACUUAGCAUUUCAUGGAAGCUGCUUUUAUACCCACCUGUUCCCAAUUAGCCUGCACACCUGUGGGAUGUUCCGAAUAAGUGUUUGAUGAGCAUUCUUCAACUUUAUCAGUAUUUAUUGCCACCUUUCCCAACUUCUUUGUCAUGUGUCGCUGGCAUCAAAUUCUAAAGUUAAUGAUUAUUUGCACAAAAAAAAAAUGUUUAUCAGUUUGAACAUCAAAUAUGUUGUCUUUGUAGCAUAUUCAACUGAAUAUGUGCUGAAAAUGAUUUGCAAAUCAUAGUAUUCCGUUUAUAUUUACAUCUAACACAAUUUCCCAACUCAUAUGGAAAUGGGGUUUGUAUAUAUAUAUAUAUAUUGUUAUUAUUAUAAAUAUUAUAGGUUAGUAAUUGUAUUAUUCAAUUUACUAACUAAUCUUUGUGUGUAAAUACAUUUCAUUUCUAUUUUGUGAGUUUCUGACGUUUUAGAUCAAUG
Molecule: messenger RNA, 2718 nt
Organism: Nerophis ophidion (straightnose pipefish)
Lineage: Eukaryota; Metazoa; Chordata; Actinopteri; Syngnathiformes; Syngnathidae
Gene: asip2b
Product: agouti signaling protein, nonagouti homolog (mouse) 2b
Exons: 4
Coding region: 80-448 (122 amino acids)
Biological process (GO): hormone-mediated signaling pathway; adult feeding behavior; positive regulation of feeding behavior
Cellular component (GO): extracellular region
Molecular function (GO): neuropeptide hormone activity; type 1 melanocortin receptor binding
Source: RefSeq, a predicted model, not a curated record